Molecule: messenger RNA, 1239 nt
Organism: Medioppia subpectinata
Lineage: Eukaryota; Metazoa; Arthropoda; Arachnida; Sarcoptiformes; Oppiidae
Source: the annotation of a GenBank genome assembly
AUGUAUGAGAGGGAAGAGAGGGAGGGAGCGAACCGGCGGGUGCUGUGGAGGCCAGAGUACGGCGAGUUCCAGAUCGAGGCCACACCCGGACAGCCAUACGGACACCAAAACGAGUUAAACGACGACAAUAUUUGGCACAAUCUGUUCAAUACGGUUGAGGAGAAUAUGAAGAGCCGGCGCCGGGAGAUCCGAGAGCUGCUCGAUCACGAUGAAGCUAUUAUAUGCAUCACAAACUUUCCUAGAUUAGGCAACGAAGACAUAAGUGUACCCUAUUGUAGAGCUGAUCCGGCGAACAGCACAACAGGCAGUAUCUUUGCUUCGGAUGAGUUGACCUGCAUUUUUCAUCCGCGAUUAGGCAACGAAGACAUAAGUGUCCCCUAUUGUAGAGCUGAUCCGGCGAACAGCACAACAGGCAGUAUCUUUGCUUCGGAUGAGUUGACCUGCAUUUUUCAUCCCCGGUAUUUGAGGACCAGUUAUAAUGUGGUCCAACGGAGGGGUCGAAAGGUGUCCAUCAAUGUUCCCAUUUUCAAAGACACCAAAACUCCGGACCCUUUCGUCGAGAUAUUCAACGACAAGGAGUCAAAGAGAGCGGCAAAAGUGGAUCACAUUUACUUAGACUCCGGUGUGUUUGGGAUGGGAUGCUGUUGUCUACAGGUCACACUUCAGGCCACAAACAUAGACGAGGCGAUGGUUUUGAACGACCAAAUGGCACAAUUGGCGCCCAUUAUGAUGGCUUUGAGCGCCGGUGGACCCAUCUAUAGGGGCUAUCUAUCGGAUAGAGACUGUCGAUGGGAUGUCAUAUCAAACGGUGUCGACGACCGGACGCGAGAAGAGUUGGGAGAGAAACCGCUGAAGAAUGAAAAGUUUCGGAUUCAUAAAUCACGUUACGCUCCCAUUAAUACAUAUCUGUGUGAAUGUAAUGCUAAAUAUAAUGACAACCCUAUUGUGUAUAACACGGAGUUUUACAAUGAGAUGAUCAGUGCCGGAGUGACACCAUCUCUGGCUCAACACAUGGCAUAUGUGUUCAUUAGAGACCCGACGAUCACAUAUCGCGAGAAAUUGGAUCAAAACGAUAGCACAGAAACGGAUCACUUCGAGAAUAUUCAGUCAACCAAUUGGCAGACAAUGAGGUUUAAACCGCCGCCUCUUAACCAACAGUCCAUCGGUUGGAGAGUAGAGUUCCGUCCGAUGGAGAUCCAGAUGACUGACUUCGAAAACGCCGCCUUUUCUGUCUUCACU